AUGAUUGACUUAAGCUUCCUAACAGAGGAGGAACAAGAGACAAUAAUGAAGGUGCUGCAACGGGACGCAGAGCUUAAAAGAGCUGAAGAAGAGAGAGUCAGGCAUUUACCAGAAAAAGUCAAUGAUGAUGUUCAGCUAAAGAACAUGAGUGGGCAGUGGUUUUAUGAAGCAAAGUCAAAGAGGCACAGAGAUAAGAUACAUGGAGCAGAUAUUAUUAGAGCUUCCAUGCGACGGAAGCCUGCCACUCUUGCUGAUGUGAGUCAGAACACAUCAAACAAAGCAAAGAGCAGCUGGGUGAGCAAUGUUAAUAAAGAAGUCUUUGUGCCACCAGAACUACAUGGCAUUGUGGAACAUCAAGAAGAAGAACUGAAAUCCAGUUCAAGUUCUAAACCAGUAACUUCUGUGUUAGACAUACCAGACGAAAGACCUAUGAAGACAGCAGUCUCACCAGCAAAGCAAAGGAGGAAUCCAUUUAAUUCCACUGCAUCAGGUGAUAACUUGAACAGUGAGGAAUCAGAAAACAGACCAGCUGUUCUACCUCAGCUCUCAAAGAAGGAAAUUUUGUCACCCUCGGAAGACAGCCAACCUAAGCCAAACUUACAAAAUGAUGAAACAGAGAAACAUAAGAAGCCUUCUGGACAACCUACUGAUGAAUCACAGAAAGGAAUAGUUAAGCGUCCUGUCCCAAAAGCUAGAAAAUUAAUUCACAAAGCAAUAGAUCCUGUGUCAGAAAGAGAAGACUUUCUUCCCAAACCAGCCAAAUGGACUGAGAGGAUUAAUGGCGUCGGUACACCCCCCAGGGGCAUUCUGAAGCGCAGCUCAAGUUCAAGUUCCACUGACUCAGAAGUUCGUGUUAGUCAGAUGUUAGAUGUUCAGAAAAAGAAUGGUCUUCCUUCUGGGACUAUCUUUGAAGGAGAAGCUGAGAAGAACUCUCUUAUGGAAGAGGCAGAAGACUCCACACAAAUUUCACUGGAAAAACUAAAACAAGUGAGGUUCUCAUCUAGCACAGGUAAAGGAGAACCUCUACAAAGCCCACAGCUACACCAUGGCAGAGAAACAGGAGAGUUUGAUUUGUUAGAAUGUGAUGAAAUAAAGCGUAGUGGAAGUGAUGCAAUUAGAUCAGAUUCAUUUGGGAAUAAGGAAACUUCUGCUGUAAAGCCUUUGGGAACCUGUUCAUCAGCUUUACAAGUAAAACCAGCAGAUGGCUUCCGAGAAGGUACUUUGGCAACCGGCCCUUGUGACACUAAUAGGUCAGUCUUCCUGGUUAAUGAAACCUCACAGACAAAGACAGUUACUCCAGAGAAACUUGAAACUCCCCAGAAGACCUCCAGCAAUAUCCUGCCAAAUAGCAGUAAAGAGCUGAGUGUUGAUGAGACACGUGAAAAUAAAUCCAACCCGUUCUUGAGCCGUGAAUCGAAGUCACACAAAACCUUUACUGAUGAACAUCAGCUUUCUGCUGCACAUGAGGUGUCAAAUACUACUUCUACAAGUCUUCAACAAGGUAAGCCCGAUCUUGUUGAGGAGCAAGAUGCUAAAACCACGUUCAAGCCUGACAAACAUGCUGAUGAACCCACAAAAGUGGCCAAUGAAUCUGUAUCAAAAAAUUUAGCUUGGUUUAAAAGUUCUGGUACUGAAGAUGACAAACAUGUAUCAGCCCGAUACCAAGGCAGGGAACCCAAAGAGGAGAUGGACUUCUUAUCCAGAGCAGCUACAGAACACAGUGGGCCUGGUAUGGAUGGAAAUAGAGGAGUUAAAAAAGAGUUACCAUUUGGAAAGAUUAAGCAACAAAAUAGCAUCUCACCUACAGCAUUUAUUUCUGAAGAUACGCAACUGGUAAAAGAGAGGAUGAAACCUAAGAAUGGGGAAGAGAAUGAGGAACAAAAUGACAAAUCACUAAUUGAAUUUGACUGUACAAGAGUUAAAGAAAGAGAGCAUGGUCAAGAAAUCAAGCAACAAAAUAAAAAAUCAAGUCUCUUGGAACAUCAGGUACACAAGCUGCCUGCUCAGAAAUGUGAAUCGGAGAAGGCAAUACAGGAAAGAAAAAGAAUAAAGGAGAUCAGAGCAUUUUGGGAAAGGGAUAAAACUAUCCCUAGUCAUGCAGGGAAAGAAGAUAGUGUCACUACUAAUGCAUCAGGUGGCAGUGCAUUGAGAGGUCGCAGGGAAAGUGACAAAAUAAAAGCAACUGCAGUAAACCUACCUAAUAGAUUGAGUGAUCACAGCAAGGAUAUGUUAAGAAAUGCUGAACGAAGUUGUGGAAGCCAGGCUUCAAAAAAUGAACAUCAAAACUCUUUUGAGUUUGGACCAAGCCAUGCAGUUGAAAAAAUACAAAAACCACUUCCAUCUGAUGAAGUUCAUGAAUAUGCAAAAUUGCCAAAAGCCAGUAACUUGCAACCAAGAGUUGGUGCCACUUCAGCGUCCCCAGAAAGCAAAGACAAAGAUGAGAAAGAAACACUUAAAGGAAAAGUUGCAGCUUGUUCCCAACAGAAGCCCAGGUUCCAAGUUUUGUCUUUAAAAGAAAAAAUGAAUGAAAAGCCCAAGAAUCAAAUUUCAGAUCCUUCGCAGUUCAAGAGUUUGAGAAAAUUCUGGGAUACUGGAAUUAAAUUACAGAAUAGCAUUGAUAGGGGAGAUGCUUCUUUGCCAAAUAAUGCUAAUUCAGUAACCUGUGCAAGAAAAUCAAAGGAAGAUAAAAAAGGCAGAGAAAAUGUGAGCAAGGAAGAGUUAAUUCGACAACAAACCCAAACAUCUGAGAGAAAAAACCCACAGAAAUUAGGCUCUGUGCUAUGUGAACCACCUGUAGGAUCACCUGCCUUGAAAGGUGUGAAUGUGACACACACAAAAUGCACAGACACUGUCCAGCUGGACAGAAAAACAGUCAUUUCAAAACCCCAGGGAAAGAUGGGCCUCACAGAGGAGGGAGUUAAAGAAUAUAUAGAAAAAGGUAUUGUUUCAUCAAAAGAACAUCAGGUUUCCUUGCAGUUGCUCCAAUCGCUGGGUGCUAAAGAUGCUUUAAAGGAGGCAGCAGUAGAUGAUUGGCUGUGGUCACCUAUAGGAAAAGGGGAGAACAAGACUGUUCUCUGUUCAUCUGAGGGAGCCUCAGAUGUCAGUCUCCCCAAAGAGGAGGUUGCAGAGACUGUGGAUAAGGUGAUUCUACAUAAAGCUGAUCUCGAUGUAUUUACAUUAGGCCUAAAGAGGUUAGAAAAGGAAGCCCCUGAGAUGUCAUCUUGCUUGAACUUAAAAGAAAACAUUUUGAAGGGGACAGAUUUUCACUCAAAUGAGUGCAAGGUCUUUGAAGGAACAGUACAACAGAGCCAUGACACUUCUCCUGCUGAUGAAAAAGAAGAAAUGAGUGUGCCAUCAACAGAUGAGCAUGAAAACAAAAAAAGCCUCAAGAAACUAUUUAGGAAAUCUGAACCUCUCUCUCUACAACAUCAGGAAGCAGGCAAGGAUGAUAUUGUUAACCGUUCUCAGAGGCCUCAAGCUGUUUUGGAGACACUGCUCAGAGAAACCUUUGCAUCUCAACCUUCUGAAUGUAGAAGGGUGGAAAUGAAAACAUCCAAUGACAGAAAUAGCAUAUCACAAACCAAUUCUAGUGUAGAAACAACAUCCCCAAAAGAUACUGGACAACCUGAAGAGGUCAAUGAGACUGUGGAAAA
This is a messenger RNA of Eurypyga helias (sunbittern), 3653 nucleotides long. RefSeq lists its product as uncharacterized. The transcript has 7 exons. Gene Ontology annotation, cellular component: exocytic vesicle; plasma membrane. Gene Ontology annotation, biological process: exocytosis; intracellular protein transport. The annotation marks the transcript as partial. Gene Ontology annotation, molecular function: small GTPase binding; neurexin family protein binding. The record is from RefSeq and is a predicted model, not a curated record. Lineage: Eukaryota; Metazoa; Chordata; Aves; Eurypygiformes; Eurypygidae.